CCAAACUUUGUGUACAAGUGCGCAGGUGCUGCACUGGCCUGAGCAUCAGUGACAGAUCAGAAUUGCGAAGAUAAGCGUUGGUCUUAGUACGACUGGGUACGAGACAAUCAAGACCACGCUUUGAUACUGUGGCCUGUGUUUGGGCAUUGUGUGCGAGCACAAAAUGCAGUCUCAGCUUCCUCGUCCCAAUUGAAGUUGUUGAUAUCAAGAGCUCCAUAGUAAGCAUGCAUGCACAUUCGGUAGUAUUGCCGGACUCGGAGCUCGGUCGAGGUGACGUGCAAGCAUCCCCUUCCCCAGUCCUGGCAGCCUUUCCUCUUCAGGCGAUGCGACUAGUCGUGAAUGACGGCGGCGGGGCUCACAGACACCCAGAGAGCGACCUUGCAACGAUUGACUUCUGUAAGUCAUCCCAAGGUUCAGCAGCGCGCUGUCGGGUACGCCUCAGGUUGGCUAGGCUAGCGAGGCAGCAGCCCGAUGCCGCAACCGACAUGCUGUCAUGGCAUUCCUGGGUGUUCAAGGCGCCCAAUCUGUGGAGGAGUGUGUGUAGCAGAGGGAGGGACAGGGAUCAAAGAAAGGUGCCUGCGGCCAAUGUCGGCGCUAACAGUGUAAUGACCGGGCAACUGCUGAGAGCAAUGAUGGCGGGCAGAGAGAAUCGAGUCGCUGCUUCUCGUGGAUGUGCAUGGCAGGAACCACGUGCAGCAUCUGCACGGCACGAUUAGAGAAAGCUCAAAAGCCCAGGACGUCCACGUCCACGCAGCAAACAAGCAAACAAGUUUUCCUCUGGCCCCCAAGCACGCUAUCGUGUGCCAGUCCGUCAUACACGCGCGUUCAGUAGUCUACGGUCGUUCUUUCACGCUCGGCCUG
Didymella exigua CBS 183.55 is the source of this 861-nucleotide messenger RNA. RefSeq lists its product as uncharacterized. Bases 225 to 716 code for a protein of 163 amino acids. The record is from RefSeq and is a predicted model, not a curated record. Lineage: Eukaryota; Fungi; Ascomycota; Dothideomycetes; Pleosporales; Didymellaceae. The transcript has 2 exons.